Ostreococcus lucimarinus CCE9901 is the source of this 1275-nucleotide messenger RNA. RefSeq lists its product with no specific name. The coding region runs from base 1 to 1275 and encodes 424 amino acids. The record is from RefSeq and is a predicted model, not a curated record. Gene Ontology annotation, cellular component: COPI vesicle coat; cytosol. The transcript is spliced from 2 exons. Gene Ontology annotation, biological process: endoplasmic reticulum to Golgi vesicle-mediated transport; retrograde vesicle-mediated transport, Golgi to endoplasmic reticulum; Golgi localization. NCBI's taxonomy places the organism in Eukaryota, Viridiplantae, Chlorophyta, Mamiellophyceae, Mamiellales, Bathycoccaceae.
AUGACGCGCGUGCGCGUCGAAGGGUUGCUCGCGGCGUUUCCGAAACUCGUCGGAAGCGGGAAGCAACACACGUACGUGGAGACGGAAAACGUGCGGUACGUGUAUCAGCCGCUCGAGUGCGGGACGAUGUACUUGCUGCUGGUGACGACGAAGGGCAGUAAUAUCUUAGAGGAUUUGGACGUGUUGCGGUUGCUGGCGAAGACGCUGCCGGAGUACACGCAAGGGCAGGUGGAUGAAGAGGGUGUGUCGUUCGCGGCGUUCGAUUUGAUCUUCGCGUUUGACGAGAUCAUCUCGCUCGGGUACAAGGAAAACGUAACGAUGGCGCAGGUGAAGACUUUCACAGAGAUGAACUCGCACGAAGAAAAGCUGCACAAGAUGAUGAUCCAGAGUAAGAUCAACGACACGAAGGAUGUCAUGCGUCGCAAGGCUACGGAGAUCGACAAGGUCAAGCACGAGAUGCAGCAAUCAGCGAUGCAACGAAGCGGAGAUUUCGGCAUCGAACCUUCUCGACCUGAAAUGCCCGUUGCGGCGGCGCCUGCGGCGGCGCCGACGGAGAGCGUGAGUCUGGUUGUGGAAGAAAAACUCAACGUCACCUUGAACCGCAACGGCGGAUUGGAGCAAAUGGAUUUGCAAGGCAACAUGCUUCUCGAAGUGCGCAACGAAGACGACGCUCUCAUUCGUGUCGUGACCAAGGCGGGUGAGAACGCUGGGUUUCAGUUCAAGACGCACCCGAACAUUGACAAGGCUCUGCACGCAAACGAGAAAAUUUUAGGCUUGAAGGACCCCAACCGUCCGUUUCCGUGCGGCUCGGCGCUCGGCGUGUUGAAGUGGCGAUUCUCCACUAAGGAUGAAUCUGCGCUGCCUCUCAGCAUCAACUGCUGGCCGACGAUCAACGGCGGAGAAACCGCGGUGAGCAUCGAAUACGAGGCGUCGGAUGCGAUGGAUUUACAAAACGUCGUCAUUUCCAUCCCGUGCCCGCCGUGCCGAGACCCGCCCGCGGUGAACUCGUGCGACGGCGAAUUCCGAUUCGACGCGCGCAACGGCGUCAUGGAGUGGAAUAUCGAGCUCAUCGACGACAGCAAUCGAAACGGAAGCAUGGAAUUCGUCAUUCCUGUGGCCGACACAGAAGCGUUCUUCCCCAUCGACGUCCACUUUUCUUCCGCGAAGACGUUCUGCGAUAUCGAAGUCGCGAGCAUCUCUCGCACGACGGAUGGCGCCCCCGUGACGUUUGGCGGUAGAACGAUGAUGCUCGUGGACUCGUACCAAGUCGUAUAG